This is a messenger RNA of Molossus molossus (Pallas's mastiff bat), 849 nucleotides long. RefSeq names its product mitochondrial ribosomal protein S11 (gene MRPS11). Gene Ontology annotation, biological process: maturation of SSU-rRNA from tricistronic rRNA transcript (SSU-rRNA, 5.8S rRNA, LSU-rRNA); ribosomal small subunit assembly; translation. Lineage: Eukaryota; Metazoa; Chordata; Mammalia; Chiroptera; Molossidae. The record is from RefSeq and is a predicted model, not a curated record. The transcript is spliced from 5 exons. Bases 105 to 572 code for a protein of 155 amino acids. Gene Ontology annotation, molecular function: structural constituent of ribosome; mRNA 5'-UTR binding; small ribosomal subunit rRNA binding. Gene Ontology annotation, cellular component: ribosome; mitochondrial small ribosomal subunit.
UGGGAGGAAGCAGAUGCCUUUGCCCCUGGACUCUGGACCCCCCCCUCACCGGCGCUCAUGGUGCUGGCGCCGCGGACGGGAGCUCUCCGGGGUCAACUCCAGUCAUGCACGUCGUAAGGAACGUGGGGUCUCAGCUCUUGCGGCCCUGGGCCUGGGCGCCCCCGAGCAGCAUAUACCCUCCAAUUCCAGGACAGGAGAGCUCCCUGAGGUGGGCAGGAAAGAAAUUUGAGGAGAUUCCUAUCGCACACAUUAAGGCAUCCUACAACAACACACAGAUCCAAGUCGUCUCUGCUGCGCACCAGCCCCUCGCCCGCACUUCCUGCGGCACUGAGGGGUUUCGGAACGCCAAGAAGGGCACGGGCAUCGCAGCACAGACAGCAGGCAUAGCUGCCGCGGCGAAAGCUACAGGGAAGGGUGUGACCCACGUCCGCGUGGUGGUGAAAGGCCUGGGGCCGGGGCGCUUGUCUGCCAUCAAGGGACUGACCAUGGGGGGCCUGGAAGUGAUCUCAAUCACAGACAACACCCCCAUCCCGCACAACGGCUGCCGCCCCAGGAAGGCUCGGAGGCUGUGAUGGGAAGGAAGCCUGCACCUGAACCUGACCUCCAGCCCUGUGGCAAGCACAGUCAGAGCUCCCUCCAGAGGUUUGCUGGGGUGCUUCCGGCAGUCAGGGACGGCUCUGCCUCCUUCUGUGGUGGCCUUUGCCGUGCUUCUGAUUGGAGAUCGGCGUGUCCAGAAGUGAAGACAUCCCCUUGGACACAAGGGGAGCCACAGGAGCUGCUAUGGCCCGGACCCCAACCAGUAAAUGCUGCCCUGCUCUAAAAAAAAAUAAAAGAACGUGUCUACCACCU